Molecule: messenger RNA, 1716 nt
Organism: Metschnikowia bicuspidata var. bicuspidata NRRL YB-4993
Lineage: Eukaryota; Fungi; Ascomycota; Pichiomycetes; Serinales; Metschnikowiaceae
Gene: ECM25
Product: Ecm25p
Exons: 1
Coding region: 1-1716 (571 amino acids)
Source: RefSeq, a predicted model, not a curated record
AUGGAUAGAAUCUUCUAUAAGACCGACCUCAAAGAUGCCUAUACCGGGUCCCCCAUUUAUAUUUUCGAUACCUCGUACCUCCCAGCGCCCGAGGAAGUGGACUAUGACUUGUUCAUUCCCACGCUCAUGCAGUGGCUUCCGAAAACGCCAUACGUGGUGAUCCUAUUUAGUUGCGGCUUAAACAAGAUCAAUUGGGUCUGGGGAAUCUCUUUCUUGAAAGCCUUUCUCUCUCGGACCUCGUCGAAUCCUUCGAACGCAGAAAACGUGCAUAAAAUCAUAGCUGUUCACGAGAGCUGGUUCGUGAAAUCCGUCAGCCAAAUCUUCACGAAUUUCCUAGUAUCCCGAAAACCACUUGCGAACUUGAACUCGCUCAUAUCAUCUUUGAAACUCUCCAGCAACCUCCUCGCUAGUUGUGACUCGCUCUCGGAUCUUUCCAACUACGUGGACAUCACCCAUCUCAAAAUAUCCUUGAACGUGUAUAGACACGACUAUCAAACGACCCUCUCGGCAAGAAUCACGCUACAUUCUCCAGUCAUUCCCGUGAUCACUGCAUCCACUAGAUUCUCGCCCGAGACAGACCCGGUGUUCUAUCAUCAUUUCUACCAAAUAUUCAACAUUGUGGAUGCAUAUGCGGACCAGGUGGAGCUUUUAUUCCAUAAACCAGGGAAAAAAAUCAACACUGAUAUUUUGUUCUACUGUUUGAUGCGCAACCAAAUCAUAUGGAUCAACGACUGGGACCUUAAUUGUGUUGCGUCGUGCUUUAAAAAAAUCCUUACCGAGAUUUCAACUCCUCUCAUAGAUACCAACAAGAUCGCUUUACCAAUGAAGGACGACUUGGACUAUACAUCUCAAGUAUUCAAAUCGAUGAUGAUCGAAGAAAACAGAAAUACCAUCUUGUUUCAGAUCAUAUGUCUUUGCCGCAGAAUCGUGGAUCGUGGCAUGACAACGAAACACACCAACGUCUCGAUCCUGAGGUGCUUGUCUCAUGCGCUAACGCACAAAGCAGUGUCACAUCAGAACAAAGACACCAUUCUGAUUGUUGUGAGAUUUGUUAAGAACCUUAUACACCACUGGCAUGAGAUAAAGCCUCAAUAUCAGAACCGCUUCAAAACCGUGCAUGAAAUUGUGUGUGGAGAAGACAUGGAAGACGCAACUAUUGACGAGCUGUACAACAUGUCGUAUGGUGUGAAGAUGGGGACUGGAUCCUCAUCAGAUGAAGAUGAAAGUCUGAAGCCGAACACUGAAAACUUACUUUCAUCGGUCUCAUCCUUCAAGAAACCCGAUUCUCUCGUCUCUUGUCGCAAACUAGACGUAGAUAUACACUCCAGGAACGAAUCACCAGUACGCCUGAUCAACAGUACUCUCGUUGAAAGUUGUACUAAAAGUUCGCCCUCUCAUGAUUUACCUUUAAGUGGCUCUAUUGAAUUGCACUCAGUUGAUAUGAGUGCCUUUGAGGAUCACCCCUUCGGUGGAAAUAUCGACGCAAAAUCCAGGCAAUUGGAGAAGUCUUCAAUCCAGAUUCAAUUCCCGCCCCAGAAAUACAAAUUCGAAAAAUCCGAGGGGGGUGAAAACUCAGUUUUGUACAAACCAACAACGAAACCAGAAGAGGCUGCGGUAUUCAUCAAGAAGCCAGUGAUUCGUGGUAGAAAGGUUGGCGAGCUCACAAGAAUUUUCGAAGAAAGGUCCCAUGCAAUGAAAAUCUUGGGCACCAUGUAG